Molecule: messenger RNA, 3710 nt
Organism: Amoebophrya sp. A120
Lineage: Eukaryota; Dinophyceae; Syndiniales; Amoebophryaceae
Source: the annotation of a GenBank genome assembly
AGAGUGGUCGUUGUCGUGGUCCUCGUUAUCGUCCUAUGGGAUCAUCUUGUAGCUUUCGUUGUCUGCCUCUGCCACGCUAGAUGACGACCAAUACAAUCACAUCAUCAAAUGCAAAUGCUUAUCGAUCUGGGUCGUCUGGAAAUAAGUCAACGAACUUGUACGAUGUUUAUGCUACUAACUUGUUCAUUCAGAAACAGAAACGAACUUCCGUAGCUACAGCAAGUAGCCUGAGACGAUUUUUUUUGUUUACGAACACAAACAUGGCCGGUAUUACCAGGGCGAGCGCAAGAUGCCCCCCGCCUCUCGCGUUGCCGGGAUUGUCGAAAGCCUGAAUGGUGCGGCAGCGGAUCUCCAACUUCACGUAGUGACAGUUGAAAACCGCUUCGAAGAGGAAAUAGAACUGGAAAGAGAAAUCCAAUCCUGCUGGAGUAGUGCUUGCGACCCAGCGCCCGCGGGCACCAACGCCUACCAAACUUUUGCCGUACUAUGCCACUUUACAUCGGUCCGUGGCAGGAGUACCGGCUGGCGCAGGUGAUCGCGAACCACGCCAAGGUCAGCGAGUUCGCGCAGCACGGCGACCACCGUCGUGCCGGGGGAAACAUUUCGAGUACGGUUGGAAAUGGUACCUCGUCGCGACGCACGCAAUCGGACCAACUGACCGAAUACCACCGAUACUGGGAGCGCGCCAGCAACAGUCUCCAGGCCUUUCCUACGUCUACCCGCAAGUACUCGAACAGCUUGCUACACCCGGAAAAGCGGCUCUCAGAAGCGGAUGGCACGACAGCAGCCCGGGAGCUGCUACCCGACUACAAUUUCCGCACCGGGCCCAUUUCAUCUUCCUCUCCCGCGGCGGGGAAACAGCAGGAGGCCGCUGAACAACAGGAUGCGCUGGCACAGUUUCUCGCGGACCAGGGCAGGCACGCGGAAGUUGGACUGUCUCAGUUCGCGAGAAGAACUACCUCCUCCGGUCUUCCUUCUUCGAGACCGCGCGCGAGCAGCGGCAUGGCCGCUCUCCACCGACGAGGAGGUGGCGCUGGCAGCGGAGCAGCAUUAUCUACAACCACCAAUCUUGCCACCACAACCAACCUGACGCACAAGAAGCGACGCCUCCUGCGGAUCGAGAGCAUGAAAAAGUUGUACGGGCUGUCCACUGACAGCCAAACUUUGGACGUCUGUCUCGAGGUAUGCAUUGCAAACAUGUCUGGGUCUGGAAAGUUGUGAUGCUAGUCUGCGGAUCACAAGCAACAUCCAAUAUGGCGGGGACACGCAUGACAAGUUUCUGAGGGACUAGUUCUUGCGUAGACUGCAUGAAAAGCUGCGUUUUUGCAUAUACUAAAAAGCAGCGCGGUAGCGGAACGUGCAUCUACUUCACAGAUCUUUGUCUCCUGUCAGCAGAGCAUAUACAAGUCUUGCAAUUUCCCAGACCCAAACAUAUUUGCAUUUGAUACGAGGACGACGACACCGGGGCUGCGCUUCCGGACCACGAUCUUCAGCAGGAUCGCGGACAAGAAAAGUAUUUCUUGCCACGACAAGCGGUAGACAUCGAAACUACGGGGAGAAUAACUACACCGCCGUCAAAUACCUCGCCCCUCACAACUACAGGAAUUAUCAGCAGCGCCGCCGUGGAGGACAUUUUUGCGAAGUUUCAGAACAACAUGCUGCAAGUGGUCGAGCAGCUCACGCCGUCGAAAGUCGCAAUGUCAGGUAAUAAAAAACCGGAGGAAAGCCACCAACACCUCCUCCCGGAAAGGACCGCAAGUUCAUCUGGCGCCAGCAGCGUAAUACAAGAAGGUCCACGACCUCCUCCUCCUGUGUGGACCAGUACUAAUAUUAAAGCCGACAGCACUAGUGGUGCUGCUUCUUCGAUGUCGGAGACAGAAAAAGAAAGAAAAGGGAAAGCUCAUGAAGAGGAAGUGCGUGGUCCGUCGAAACAAAACCGACAAACGCCCGGCGCUCCUGACAACCCCACGGCCUCCGACCCACGCCGGGAAACACGAACAGCAGAAACUACACAAAUGUUGCCUCUGCAGCAGAAGCACGACCCACGGCAGCCACAGCAGGAUCAUCAUGGAACAACACCAACAGAACUACAACUACCCCAUGGUGCCCAGGCUCCUGUUUUUGACCGACGAGCCGGCUCCACGGACGAGAGGGAGGAAGAACCCUUGCCGCUGGCAGAUCAUGAUCGCGCCCAGGACGAGGACCGGCAAGAGCCCGGGUGGUCGCAACCAGCACGAGAAGUCGACGUCGUCGAUGACGCGAUAGCACAGCUUCUCCUAUCGCAAGAAAAAACUGUUUCACUGUGAACUUGUGAUGCAGAAAAUGGAACACAGAAGUAUUUGUCUUGCUACACCUGCAAGGCAUUGGAAUUUCAAGCGUGUUUUCCCUUGGUAAACGCGCAUAACAGGUUUUUAGUCUCAUGUGUACCAAACUUGUGAUGCAGAUCUUGCAACAUCAUCACAGUGAAACUGGUUUUUUCUUUGCAUAUCUCAAGGAACAGCGCUACACGCGAUACGAACCUAUCAAAUGCAAAUCAAGUCGAUCGCCUCUGUGUCUGGAAGCUGAAGUUGGAAAGUUUCCUACAGGGUACUGAGCUUAAAAAGAUUAACUGAGGCAUGAUUCUACAACUAUGCUCGGGAUUUUUUUAAGUAGGUAGAGUGCUUCGAUACCUAUGAGUAGUCCCCAAGCAUUGCCGACAAGGGCAUGGACUCGUGCCUGCUGCGAAGACGAAAAUGCAGCAGCUUCAUAUACUGCACCUCCGUUGGCUUUCCACAGCUGCCAGAGCGAUCAUGUUUGCAGUUGAUAGAGCCCACACCGGGACAAAAGAUCUUGCAGAAGCACUACUUUCACCAGACUGGCGUUGGGGUAUCGUCACCGGGCGGGGCAGCAAGGAAAAAGAAAAGGUACUACUUAUAUUGAGCAGGAUUCGAAGAAACUUUUGGUUUUGCGUCUCUGUCGACGAAAUUUAUAUCACUGAGGUCGUAUUUCGUAUUUGUACAUAAAAAGCAACGCAACUAAUGCCUCAUUCCGAGAGAAGAAGCCGUUUUUUCGCUGUCAACGUCUAGAACAAAUAACCUUUCUAACGUUCAAGAAAUUAUCGAACUACUCUACAGUACCCGCACUGGUGCCACACCGGUUGAAAACAAAGCGAACGUACCAGCGGAUGUAAGGAAGGACCAGGCUGCAAGUUCAUCAUCCCGGCGACCUCACGAGAUCAUAAACAAGUUGUCUACAUCAACCACCGGUGCUGCCACAACUGCUUCUCCAGCACUAGCAAACUCGCCGAAGGGAGGUGACGCUGGGCGGGUCGUGGAAAAGAAGUUGGGUGUAUCUUCGAGCCUGUCGUCUACUUCCCCAAGUUCAACUACGAGCCCGACCCGCUGGCACGCGUCGCCGUCUCGCCGUAGCACCCGGCUGACGCCCGCCUCUCCCUGGUCGCUGCGCACAAGUGGGGAGGAUGAUCUUAUCGCUUGGUCAAAAACUUUAAAUAUCGACGAUUUGGACUUCACGUGAGGAGCCGCGACGGAGGUAGAAGAGCUGACGAAGGUAGUUUGAACGAGUAACAGAACCAAAAUGUCGACUUAAUACUCCACUUGAUAUCAAGAUCUAUCAGGUCUUCGAAACGAAAUAGUAAAUGCAAUACGACGCUAUAAUUCGCGAACUUGUACUUUUUCGAUUGUUUUCAAGAAAAUAUUGAAAGAGAAAAAGAU